CCAACUAUAGGGAAAUUGUUUUUUACGAGCUUUUCACAGAAUUUGUUAGUAAAAUUAAUAAGCCCCAGGCUUACUAUCACAGCCUGCCUUGUACCUGCAUUGUCCGUUAACAGAAAGAGAGGUCUACCAAAAUGGCCAGGAUUUGCAAAAGGCACGCUAAGAGAGUCUGUGUGAUAACCUCUCUGAUGGUGGUAACUCUUCUAAUAAUUCUGCUUUAUCAAUCUGAAAGUUUCAAGGACUCUGACCUCACACAUCUUCAAGCCGAUAUCAGAAACUAUCAACAUCACCUAAAGUCCUUAGGUGGAAGUUCCCCACAUGUUCACAGUUUUCAAAAAUGUGAAAAAAACAUGUCUGCUGAACAAGUCAAGGACUUCAACUCGUAUCCUCCUAUUGCCAAAGACGUUCUCUACUACCGCCACUGUCGACAUUUUCCAAUGCUGCUGGACAUCCCAGACAAAUGUGGUGGAGCUCAUGGAUCAUCUGAUGUCUUCCUUUUACUGGUCAUCAAAAGUCCAGCCGUUAACUAUGACCGGAGAGAGGUGUUGCGCAAGACCUGGGCGGAGGAGAGAUUGUCAAAUGGAAAGUGGAUCCGAAGGGUCUUCAUCUCAGGUACGAUGAGUACCGGUCAUGAAAAGAAGAGACUGAACAAGCUCCUUCAGCUGGAGAAACGCAAAUACAACGAUAUUCUCCAAUGGGAUUUCAAGGAUACCUUUUCCAACCUGACGUUAAAGCAAAUGCUCUUUUUGGAGUGGAUGGAGAGAAACUGCCCACACACUCAGUUUUUGUUUAAUGGUGACGAUGACGUCUUUGCCAGCACAGACAACAUGGUAGUGUAUCUCCAAGGCUUUAAACGUAAUAGUGGGAAGAAACACCUUUUCGCUGGCCAUGUCAUGUAUAAUUUGGAUCCCAUUCGCGAUCCACAGAGUAGAUAUUUUGUUCCAGAAGAGCUCUUUAGGCCCAGUGUGUACCCUCCGUACUGUAGUGGCGGUGGCUUCCUUCUGUCUGGCUACACGGCUAUGGUCAUAUUCAACAAAUCACACUCUAUCCCCCUUCUUCCCAUCGAUGAUGCUUACAUGGGGAUGUGCUUAGCGGAAGCAGGGCUAAGUCCAGAGCAUCAUAUCGGGGUGAGACCUUUUGGACUGCAAGUUAAAGGCAGGAAUGUUGACGAACUUGAGCCUUGCUUCUACAAAGAAAUGCUUGUUGUUCACAGAAUGCUCUCAGCUGACAUGUAUACUAUGUGGCACCGAAUUCAAGAUCCAGAUCUUAAGUGCAUUUUCUCUAAUACCAGUUUUUAAAUCGGUAGAGGUUUUUUUUUUUUUUUCACCACAGCACUCGAGGUGCUAGAGCCGGUGUAGCUACCAGAUCUGCUCAGGUCCUGCGCAUGGCAGGGACGUUAUGACGCUACAUGAUUGGCUAAAUGUUGCCACAUAAUGUAAAGCACUGUGGUUGCCCAGACAACAAUAAUAACAUCACGAAGCAUCCGUUAGCGUGUCUUAUGAAAGAUGACGUUUUAUCUGAUCACUAACAAAUCUGAAAAAAUCUGUUUAUGGUGAACAAAGUAACUGCAGGACCAUGAUAUAAAGGGGGAGAGCUGGGUAGCGCUAGCUGUGCUCAGUAGCUAACAGG
This is a messenger RNA of Cyprinodon variegatus (sheepshead minnow), 1626 nucleotides long. Its product is annotated as N-acetyllactosaminide beta-1,3-N-acetylglucosaminyltransferase 3-like. Gene Ontology annotation, cellular component: membrane. Lineage: Eukaryota; Metazoa; Chordata; Actinopteri; Cyprinodontiformes; Cyprinodontidae. The coding region runs from base 132 to 1295 and encodes 387 amino acids. Gene Ontology annotation, molecular function: hexosyltransferase activity. The transcript is spliced from 2 exons. The record is from RefSeq and is a predicted model, not a curated record.